Rhodotorula graminis WP1 is the source of this 978-nucleotide messenger RNA. RefSeq lists its product as uncharacterized. Bases 15 to 905 code for a protein of 296 amino acids. Gene Ontology annotation, cellular component: spliceosomal complex. Gene Ontology annotation, molecular function: RNA binding. The record is from RefSeq and is a predicted model, not a curated record. Lineage: Eukaryota; Fungi; Basidiomycota; Microbotryomycetes; Sporidiobolales; Sporidiobolaceae. Gene Ontology annotation, biological process: positive regulation of mRNA splicing, via spliceosome. The transcript has 5 exons.
CCUCGACAGCAAAGAUGGCAGACCAAGACUGGCAGCAGCAGCAGCAGCAGCAGCCCGAGGGCGCCAAGCUCGACGGCGACGACCGCGCCCCGCAGCGCUCGCCCUCGCCCCGCCGCGACAACCGUGCCCGCUCGCGCUCGCGCUCGCCCAUGCGUGGCGUCGUCGACCAGCAGCCGCAGCAGGACCGCCGCGAUGACCACCGUCGUGACGACCGCCGUGACGACCGUCGCGACGACCGUGGCCGCUCGGACAACCGCGGCCCCGGUGGCGGCGACAACCCGGGCAACAACCUGCACGUGUCGGGCCUGAGCCUGCGCGUCGAGGAGCGCGACCUCGAGGAGCUCUUCUCCAAGCACGGCCGCAUCCAGAAGUGCCAGGUCAUGCGCGACCCGCACACCAAGGAGUCGCGCGGGUUCGCGUUCGUCACGAUGGACAACGUCGAGGACGCCGAGGCGGCCAUCAGCGCCCUCAGCGCGACCGAGUUCAUGGGCCGCACGAUGAACAUCGAGAAGGCGCGUCGCGGGCGCGCGAGGACGCCCACGCCCGGCCAGUACCACGGCCCGCCCAAGCGCUUCGACGGCCCUCCCGGCGGCGGUGGGUACGGCGGCGGCGGCUACGGCGACCGCCCGUACGACCCUCGCUACGCCCCUCGCGGCGGCGGAGGCGGCGGCUACCGCGACGACCGCGGCGGUGGCGGCGGGUACGGCGGCGGGCGCGACGACCGCGACUACCGCGCGCCGCGCGACGACUACCGCUCGCGCGACGACUAUGGCGGCCGUGGCGGCGGGCGCGACGACUACCGUCGCGACGACCGCGACCGUGGCACGUACGCCAUGCCGAUGCGCAGCGACGAGCCGCGCCGGUCGUACGACGACCGCGGGUCGAGGAGCGAGCGCCGGUACUAAAAAAACGUCCGCGCCUUUUUGUGUAGCUUUGACCCGCCUCGUUUCCUGAAACUCGAACUUGCGUUGCCCUGCC